CUUUUAACAGAACUAUAUACAGAUAAUGUAUAUGCAUAUGCAUUAUACAAAACUCUUGUAAAAGUUGAUUCUCCAUUGACUGUAGGCUUAUACUCAUCAUGUCACAGCAGGAUUAAAAUGAUUCUCACAAGCAUUGAAGGUCACAUGAACGAUGAGACAAAGAGAAAAGAGCAGAAGUGUAACAGAAGCAGGUCCUCUAUUGGGAACCUGAUUUCACUAAUCUUUCGUCUCCUUUUCUAUCGACCUGUUUGCACAGAAAAAAAAGAGAGAAAGAACGGCAACCGCUAUGUGUUUGUGAGGUUCAGUGCUUGGCAAUUUGCAGGCAGUGACUUGCUCUGGGCUGGCUUGGUGAUGCAGUUGUGCCAAACUCUUCAGGAUAAUUUUGGCAAGCUUCAGCUCAGCCUCUUCCGAGUAGCUCAGUAUGAUGAAGAAGAGGAUGGUAUGGCAAAGGCUGAAGAUAGCUUGAAAGCAUGGAGGUCAAAGAAGGUCUGUUGCUGCCCACUGUGGAUCUUUGUCCUGAUGAUACUGAUGUUUUGCUUCUUUGUUUUGGUACCAAUCAUUAUUUUUUCAUAUCCUGAACUAAAGCCUCAAGGAGAGGGGGAGAACAAUAAAGACUAUGGAAUGUUGGAGGGAUUUAUCUUUGCAAUGUUAGGAGUCCCGGCAGUUGGUGCUAUGAGAUUUAUUUUCAUGCUGAUGAAGAACCUGAUCUUUAGCCAGGAUGUUAAUGUCAGAAAUGCCUUGGACAACCAGAAGCUCAGUGAGCAGUUGGGUUUAAUGCAUGAAGUUUGGAAGGAGGUUAGGCUACUGUCAUGUUUUAUUCAGUUCAUGGAGAUUUUUGAGCAGAAAAAUAUAAAAGUAGUGCUGGAAAUCACCAACUUGGACCGCUGCACACCAGCAAAAAUUGUUGGGGUCUUGGAUGCCAUCAACAUACUUCUUUCUGAUGAGGAAAGCCCCUUCAUUUCUCUAGUUGCAACUGACCCAGAGGUUCUUACCCAAAAAAUUGAUCAGGCAAAGGAUUGCUUUAGUAAAGAGGACAGAGCUUUUGGCUUCCUGGACCGCAUAAUCACACUGCCCUUUACAGUACCCCCUUUAUGUGACAUGUCAAAGUGCAAAGUCUUCAAAAAUAUUUUAUUGGAUCAAUCUGAAAAACCUUCUGACAGCCAAGGAGAUGAGGUUAAGAAUUUAUGUAGCAUACAGACAUCUGUUUCUAUAGAUGAUGUUCCUUUGAUAGGGAGCAGCUUGAAUGAUGAGGACCAAGCCACUUACCCCGAAAGUUUAAUCAAGGAAGCACUUCAAAGCAUAUACUUGCAUCACAAGAAUAGGCUUCACACUUAUAUUUCACAAAACACUGUGUCCAUGAGGAGGGUUACCAACUCCAUCAGGGUGUCCAUGAUGGUCAUUAACACUCUUAAAGUUGAGGUUCCCCCACCUGAAAGAGUCGCUGCUUGGGUUGUGCUGGUAGACCGCUGGCCUUGUAGACUAAGUUGGAUACUUCAAUGUGUGGAAGAUGAACAUCAGUCUCUGCAGACUGAUAAAACUCUGGUUGACUAUAAUCACAGCAGGACUCUAUGGGAUGUGUUCGAUGAACACAGGUUAGAGCUCUACAUAAUUAAGGAGGAGGUGGAGAAAUUCCUGGAAAGAGAUGAUGAUCCUGAGUUGUUUGAAACAUUUCUCAGAGAUGACUACAAAUUCACAGUCACAGAGGCAGAUAAACUUAAAAAGUAUACAGUUAACCUGGAUUAUUCUAUCAAGAAUGAGUUGGCAAAGAUCAGGCAGUUGAACACUUUGAGAGGAUUUGGAAAAUAUACAGUCAACAAUUUGUCUCCAAACACUGUCCUCAACAUGUCUGUGGAAGAUGUUUGCAAUGAGCUAUCCAGGCUGAAGCUUCCUGAAAUAUAUAUUGAGACUGUAAAGCAAAAUAAUAUAAAUGGACAAACACUGCUUCUUAAUGACCCAGCUGAUCUGAAACAGGUCAUGCAAAUGACUCUUGGUGAAUGGACAGCUUUUAGGAUUCACUUUCUUGGAGUCAUGUCAUGUAAUCAUCUGAGUUAUAAAGCUAAGUCAGCACCAGUUAUCUCAAAUCCUAGCAUGUGUUAUAUGUCUCAUCAGUUUACAGCUGCCAAUAUUGAUGAGGAGGCUUUGAAAAUCCUUAGCCGGGAUGACCUGAAGGAUCCUUUUUCUGGCCCUGAAAAUUUUCUCCAAAGAAAGAAGCUUUGGGAUUUCAUCAGUCAAAAGUGUGAAAGUACUACUGACCAAGAUGCCAACACUUGUAGUGGAAGUGGGAUUAUACGCUCAACUAGUGCUGUGCCAGCAUGCCAACCUCGAGCCUCCACUCCCAUAUCCCAGACUACUGACAAAACAAUGAAAAUGCCAGACCCACCAGAGUAUGUGGUGUACACAGAUUCAGAGUUGGACAUGGUGCACAGUCAGUACUUUGAAUUGCUCCGCAAUGGAAAGGAAAAGGGCUGUAAGAUGUCUCAGGAGCUCUGUUGCAGACUUGUAAGGAACACAGUCACCAGCAUGGUUGCAAUCCUGUGUGCUAGUCCCAUGGGGAAAGAAAGGCUCAAGUCAGUGUUCAAUCACUUGACCGAGGUGCAGCUUACCGUGAACCUGUCAAAGUGUGAGUUUGCCAGGGCCAUGGUGACGUACCUCGGGAAAGUUGUUGGGAAUGGUGAAGAGAACACCCAGAUCGACGUGUUCCUGCGCGGUUUGUCCAACGCCAUCAAGGACGAGUUGGUAUCACGGGAACUGCAGUCAGACCUCUCUAGCCUCAUGGACCUCACCUACCGCAUCGAUGCUUAG
Messenger RNA from Neoarius graeffei (lesser salmon catfish), 2802 nucleotides. It is a transcript of the gene nkpd1, whose product is annotated as NTPase, KAP family P-loop domain containing 1. Lineage: Eukaryota; Metazoa; Chordata; Actinopteri; Siluriformes; Ariidae. The transcript has 7 exons. The annotation marks the transcript as partial. The record is from RefSeq and is a predicted model, not a curated record.